AUGGCUAAGCAAGUUUCAUGGACACCUAACAUGUCCAAGUUCAUGCUAACAUGGCUAAGUGAUUUGGUCUCUAGUGGCAAUAGAACAAGUACUGCAUUCAAGCAAUCACAGUUCAACGCUUGUGCCAUUGCUUUGAAUGAGCAUUUCCAACUUAGCUUGAAUGGAGAUCAGGUUAAAAAUCAUAAUAGGACAUGGAAGCGAAAACUGCAGAAAAUAGUGAAACUCAAGGACUUGAGUGGUGCACUAUGGGAUGAGGACAAGUCUAUGAUUGUUCUUGAUCAUGAGCAUUACACAAAUCAUGUUAAGGCUCAUCCAGAGGACGAACAGUACCUUAACAAGACUAUUAUUCAUUAUAAGGAGAUGAUGAAUAUAGCUGGAGGGAGCAUGGCUACAGGGCAAUAUGCAAAAGACUCAAGUGACCCUCUUGCUACAGAAGUGGUUAAUCUUGAAGAAGAGACAACCAAGAAACCCACUGCCCCACAUGAAGAGGUUGCACAAUCAACCAAUGCAGGUUCAUUCGGUCCCAAACCAAAAAAGGCCAAACCAAAUCCUUGUGCGGAAGACAGGUUGCAUGCCACCAUACUUGCAUCUAGUGAAAGAAUUGCUAUUGCCAUAGAGAAGAGUUCUAGCACCUAG
Triticum turgidum subsp. durum (durum wheat) is the source of this 636-nucleotide messenger RNA. NCBI's taxonomy places the organism in Eukaryota, Viridiplantae, Streptophyta, Magnoliopsida, Poales, Poaceae. The record is from the annotation of a GenBank genome assembly.